CCAGCGCCGAAAUAGAACAAGAACAGCUCUAUCGCCCUCGAAACCCUAGCCCCCAAAUCCACACCGCAGCGAGCAGCCGGUGCUCAGCUCUAUCCUCCCCGCGCCUCCCCCACCCCAAAACAGAGACUCUAAUCGAUUCUUUCUUUGCAGCCGCCUAUCUCCGCUCCCAUCCCUACCCCCCCCCCCCCCCUGCUCGGCUCGCUAGAUCUACAUGAUGGGAGAGGCCAAGGAGAACGACGUCUACGAGGAGGAGCUCCUGGACUACGAGGAAGACGACGACAAGGCCGUUGAUGGCUCCGCCGCCAAGCCCACCGGAGAGGUCGCCAAGAAGGGCUAUGUCGGGAUCCACAGUUCCGGGUUCAGAGACUUCCUGCUCAAGCCAGAGCUGCUUCGUGCUAUCCAGGACUGCGGUUUUGAGCAUCCUUCCGAAGUGCAACACGAGUGCAUCCCUCAAGCAAUUCUUGGAAUGGAUGUCAUCUGUCAAGCAAAAUCUGGGAUGGGGAAGACUGCUGUUUUUGUCCUUUCAUCCCUCCAGCAAAUUGACCCUGUAGCUGGUCAGGUAGCAGCGCUUGUAUUGUGCCACACAAGGGAACUGGCUUACCAGAUAUGUCAUGAAUUUGAGAGGUUCAGCAAAUAUCUGCCCGAAUUAAAAGUUGCAGUCUUCUAUGGAGGAGUUCACAUCAGAAAGCAUAAAGAUUUGUUGAAGAAUGAAUGCCCUCAUAUUGUGGUCGGCACACCGGGAAGGAUACUUGCUCUUGCCAGAGAAAAGGAUCUCUCCUUGAAGAAUGUGAGGCAUUUCAUUCUAGAUGAAUGUGACAAGAUGCUUGAAUCACUUGACAUGCGGAGAGAUGUCCAGGAGAUUUUUAAAAUGACACCUCAUGAUAAGCAGGUCAUGAUGUUUUCAGCAACACUCAGCAAGGACAUUCGUCCUGUAUGCAAGAAAUUUAUGCAAGAUCCGAUGGAAAUUUAUGUUGAUGAUGAGGCAAAGUUGACCCUCCAUGGUCUUGUACAGCACUACAUAAAACUGAGCGAGGCGGAGAAGAACCGAAAAUUGAAUGAUCUCUUAGAUGCUCUUGAUUUCAACCAAGUUGUCAUAUUUGUGAAGAGUGUAAGCAGAGCUGCAGAACUGAAUAAGUUGCUUUGUGAAUGCAACUUCCCUUCAAUCUGCAUCCAUUCUGGGAUGACCCAGGAAGAAAGGUUAACCCGAUACAAGAACUUCAAGGAAGGACACAAGAGAAUUUUGGUGGCUACAGAUUUAGUUGGCAGGGGCAUUGACAUUGAGCGUGUCAACAUUGUGAUAAACUAUGACAUGCCAGACUCAGCUGAUACAUAUUUGCACAGGGUUGGAAGGGCUGGGCGUUUUGGUACAAAGGGACUUGCAAUUACCUUUGUUUCCUCUGCGUCAGAUUCUGAUGUUCUUAACCAAGUGCAAGAAAGGUUCGAGGUGGACAUAAAGGAACUGCCUGAGCAAAUUGACACUUCCACAUACAUGCCAUCGUAAGUGAUGUUCGUUUCCACCACAACACGUUCUCACAUCGCUGCAACUGGGAAGAGGAGAGCAGGAGAGGAGAGCGUGCUGCUGCUAAGUAUGUCGUCUUGAGAUGAUUAGUCAAAUACUUUUGGAAGUAACUGUUAUGGAGGAUUUGUUUGCCUCGUGUAACGUAAAAGUCAGUCGGGACAAUCUGUACUCUAUGUCUGUUUGAGUGCUUGUAGGCGGAUAUGUCUUUAAAGCCGUUCUGUUAGGAUUUUGCUGUCUCAAGUUUGCUUACUGUAUUAGUGACCUA
This is a messenger RNA of Phragmites australis (common reed), 1784 nucleotides long. RefSeq names its product DEAD-box ATP-dependent RNA helicase 15-like. Gene Ontology annotation, molecular function: ATP binding; RNA binding; RNA helicase activity. The record is from RefSeq and is a predicted model, not a curated record. The coding region runs from base 212 to 1501 and encodes 429 amino acids. The transcript has 12 exons. Lineage: Eukaryota; Viridiplantae; Streptophyta; Magnoliopsida; Poales; Poaceae.